Molecule: messenger RNA, 321 nt
Organism: Micromonas pusilla CCMP1545
Lineage: Eukaryota; Viridiplantae; Chlorophyta; Mamiellophyceae; Mamiellales; Mamiellaceae
Product: flagellar inner arm dynein light chain Tctex1
Exons: 3
Coding region: 1-321 (106 amino acids)
Biological process (GO): microtubule-based movement
Cellular component (GO): cytoplasmic dynein complex; cytoplasm
Molecular function (GO): dynein intermediate chain binding
Source: RefSeq, a predicted model, not a curated record
AUGCAGGCGAUCUUCGUCGCGGACGACGUGAACGAGAUCAUCAAAGAGUCCAUCGACGCGGUGUUACAGAACGCGGCGUACUCGCACGCGAAGGUUGGUCAGUGGACGAGCAGCGCGGUGGAGACGACGCUGCGACGACUCACCGCGCUGAAGAAGCCGUUCAAGUACGUGGUGACGUGCGUCAUCAUGCAGAAGAACGGCGCGGGGUUGCACACGGCGUCGUCGUGCUACUGGGAUAACGAGACCGACGGUGCCCGCACGGUGCGGUGGGAGAACAAGUCGAUGUACUGCAUAGUCACCGUGUUCGGACUCGCGGUGUAG